Molecule: messenger RNA, 924 nt
Organism: Peronospora farinosa
Lineage: Eukaryota; Oomycota; Peronosporomycetes; Peronosporales; Peronosporaceae
Source: the annotation of a GenBank genome assembly
AUGGUUGCGGUUGUCAAGCCCAGAGUUGGAUGGGUUGGAACGGGCGUCAUGGGCGCUAGCAUGGUUAGCCACAUCCUGAAACACGGAUAUGAGGUAACGGUGUUCAAUCGCACGUUGUCCAAGUGUGAGGGCAUCAAGAAACAAGGCGCACAAUUGGCCAGCUCCCCCGCGGAAGUGGCAAAGGUUUCUGACAUCGUCUUUGGCAUUUUGGGCUACCCAAGCGACGUGCGCAAGGUAUUCCUGGACCCUGCGUGGGGUGUGUUGUCCUCAAUAAAAUCGGGAGGCGUCAUUGUUGACAUGACCACGAGUGAGCCGUCGCUAGCUAAGGAGAUUUAUGAGGCUGCAAAGCUAAAAGGAGUCUCUAGCCUGGAUGCCCCAGUCUCCGGCGGCGAUGUCGGCGCGCGAGAAGGUACGCUCUCCAUUAUGGUUGGUGGUGACUCCAACACUGUGGAGUCCACACUGCCGCUUUUUGAACUCAUGGGCAAGAACAUUCGCCAUAUGGGCGGCGCCGGCGCUGGUCAGCACACGAAGAUGGUGAACCAGAUCCUGAUUGCCACAAACAUGAUUGGUGUCGUCGAGGGUCUUCUCUAUGCGCAAAAGAGCGGCUUGGACGUGGAGGAAGCUAUCCGAGCCGUAAGCGCAGGUGCCGCUGGCUCCUGGUCGAUCAGCAACCUCGGACCUCGAAUCGCAAAGCGCAACUUCGACCCUGGCUUUUUCGUUGAGCACUUUGUUAAGGAUAUGGGCAUCGCACUGAAAGAAGCCGAUGGAAUGAACCUGUCUCUUCCUGGUCUUGCCCUCGCUAACCAGCUGUACGUCGCUGUAAAGGCCCAAGGACAUGGCCGAUUGGGGACGCAGUCCUUGAUGCUUGCACUCGAGCAGCUGAAUGGCAUCGACUCGUCCGCUACUGAAAUCAAGUCAACUUGA